AUGUCUAAAAUUAAGUACGCGGUAAUCAAGGGUACCAUCGCCGCAGACGAUGCCGGCGCUGUCGCAGACGAUGCGGCAUCCCUGGGUUGGGAGCCCAGACCCGCACAGGGCCUCAUCUGCACGGGUCCGCAGCUCCACGUCCAGUCGACUCCGGCGCGGAGCCCCCAGCUGCCUGACAACUGGACCCACAGCCACCAAGUCCAGUUCGUCCACAAGCAGCGCUUCAGGACUAUCCACGGCUUAUGCGGAAGCCGGGAAGCCGGGAAGCCGGGAAGCCGGGAAGCUGAGAAGCCGGGAAGCCGUUCGCGGCUACACGGGAGUCGGUACGUGUGCAUGUAUCCAUGCAACCAAUUUCGUGUAGUGGAAACGCAGCGAUUGAUUCCGAUGAAGAUUAGUACGACAUUCUUGGAGAAGCGACAUGGCCAUAAACCGGAAGAACGCCGCAUGAGUGAUCAUAACCCCGUGUCCCUUCACCUCGCGUCGGUUUGGAGGCCGGACCGGCCACCCACGCGUAAACCCAAGCCGACGUUUCUUGUCUCUGAGGCGCACAGGUACACAGACAUGUUCUACAACCCGGAGGCCCCCCCUGUGGUUGGUGUCCGGGCGGUUGUGGAUUCCCUGCGUGCUGGCCAGAUUGGUGUCACCCAGGCGGUGGACACUAUCGAACGGAUUUUGCUGGGUUGCUUCGGUGAUGCCUUCAGGCCCGGGCCGGUUUCUAACGGCAAGGCGGCGUGGUGGAAUCAUGAGUGUGCUGCGGCUAAGCAGGCCAUGUUGCAGUAUCGGUCUGAUGUGAUGAAGUGGGGGUGUGCUGCCCCGGCUAUGGGGCAUACGAGUUUUCAAGAGUUACGUCGUCAGUUUAAUCGUGCUAAACGUAACGCGCGACGGGAUCACCGGCUGCGAGCCUUGGAGUCAUUCAUAGCUACAUGCAAACGGGAUGCGAAGACCCUAUGGCAACGUCUGAACGAAGGUAGAUGUAUACUCGUCUCAGUUGAUUCGAGUGGGUUUCUGAUUAACGUUGAAGAUACUGAUAUGCGCAAGGUAUUUCUUAAUACCAAUCCGAGGAAAAUCGCUACUUUCCUUACUGAGGUUUUUGAUGAGCGUCAACAGCGUGCUCUGGAGCCUCACGGCUCGUGAGGGCACCCGCCGCGUCGGCGGCGGAAAUACUGUAACCACAAUACAAUA
Volvox carteri f. nagariensis is the source of this 1182-nucleotide messenger RNA. RefSeq lists its product as uncharacterized. The transcript is spliced from 6 exons. The record is from RefSeq and is a predicted model, not a curated record. NCBI's taxonomy places the organism in Eukaryota, Viridiplantae, Chlorophyta, Chlorophyceae, Chlamydomonadales, Volvocaceae. The coding region runs from base 1 to 1134 and encodes 377 amino acids.